Cynoglossus semilaevis (tongue sole) is the source of this 3295-nucleotide messenger RNA. It is a transcript of the gene adck2, whose product is annotated as aarF domain containing kinase 2. Gene Ontology annotation, cellular component: mitochondrion. Lineage: Eukaryota; Metazoa; Chordata; Actinopteri; Pleuronectiformes; Cynoglossidae. Bases 328 to 2181 code for a protein of 617 amino acids. The transcript is spliced from 8 exons. The record is from RefSeq and is a predicted model, not a curated record.
CCUUUAAGGAAGGAUCAUGUGAUGUUGGCGGCGUGACGCAGACCCGGAAGUAGAGCCGCUGUUAUUGCUGCAGAGUUAUGGCCUCACUCCUCCACUGCUAGUGGAAAUGUGUGGUGUUUUCUGUCGUUACGGUAACAACGCAACGUGCGUUGUGUUUUUUGGCACCUCAACAGUGGACUAAAAUAUUUGCACUUUUAUCUCUACCUUUUCAGAAAAUGGUUGUAACCGCCACGUGGCUUAAGUUUAGGUUCAAGACUGAACUUGUGACAUGCGCCGUAGCUUGUUUUGUGUAGCUAUAAUAGAGACGGCUUCAAUUGAAGAGAAUUGAUGAGAAUGGCUUUUGCCGUGGGUGCUGUUUUUUUCAAUCUGAGAUGUAGUCUCAGAAAAGCGGCCUCAUUCACAAGAGUCAGAUUUUGUCCAAAGUCAAGUUCGUGCUUUGUAAAGAGAAGCCACUGUUUAUCUCAGAUACCCAAGGUGACGCUGCUUUGCUGGGGUGCAGUAAAUGCAGCAUCAUUGACAGCCAGGUGCCAGGAAGCCACUCUUCGACCCCAAACCUCUGAUAAAAAGACUAUAGCCAAACUUCAAGUGCACAAAUUAGUGUUUUAUAUUCGCCUCAGCCUCCGCGCAUUGAUUCUGCUCCUCAAGUUUGGACCUCUACUCCUCCUGUCCCCAUUGACUCUGCUGUCCACUUACUGGGCAUCUCACUGGCUGGACGCUCUGCUGUGGGUGACUGAGACCUCUGGUCCUACUUUUAUUAAGCUGGGCCAGUGGGCCAGCACCAGACGAGACAUCUUUUCUCAGCAGUUUUGUGAACGCUUCUCUAAACUUCACAUCCAAGUGCGUCCUCAUUCUUGGCCCCACACCAAGCAGUGUCUCCGCAGGGCCUUUGGGGACAGUUGGAGGGAUGUCUUGGUCUUUGAGAGUAAAGAGCCAGUAGGUUCAGGAUGUAUUGCCCAGGUGUACAGAGGCUGGGCCAAGGCUGACCGAGUGGAGGAUCCAACCUUCAAAUCGUUGGUGGAGGACAUGGAAAAGGAAGACUUGUUGAAAGCCUGGGAGAUCCCUGGAUUUAAAGUGGUGGCCAGUUCAUUUCAGCAGCUGUGGAACGGUAACAAGGAUAAAGAGAGCUGUAAAGAGAAAAGCUAUAAACAUGGUCAGUAUAACGCAAGCAGUAGAGAGAAGGAGCAUCUUAUACCAGUUGCAAUCAAGGUGCUUCACCCAGGCGUCAGGCAGCAGGUAGAGAUAGAUCUGUUGCUGAUGAAAGCAGGCAGUUGGCUUUUGCACUGUGUUCCAUCACUGAAAUGGCUCAGUCUGUAUGAGAUUGUAGAAGAGUUUGAGAAGCUCAUGACCAAACAGAUUGAUCUCCGCUUUGAGGCCAGGAACAUGGAACAUUUUCGUGAUAAUUUCCGUGAUGUUGAUUUUGUGAAAUUCCCAACUCCUUUGCGACCAUUCGUCACUAGAAGUGUUUUAGUGGAAACCUUUGAAGAGAGUGAGCCCAUUUCAAAGUACCUGAAAUCUGACAUUCCGCAAGAGUUGAAACAGAAAAUCGCCAGGAUGGGUGUAAACUUGUUACUGAAAAUGGUCUUUGUUGACAACUUUGUCCACGGGGACCUGCAUCCUGGGAACAUUCUGGUCCAGUAUCAGGGAACUCUUUCUGAUCUCUGCAACAGUGGUGACAAUCAAUUGAAACCUGAGGGCAAGACUGCCCUCACUGACUUAUGGGACACAGUUGUUGUCAGCGUCAGACCAGAACCAUUUCCUCUUCAGUUGGUGUUACUGGACGCUGGCAUCAUCGCUCAGCUCAGUGACCACGACCGUGCCAACUUCAGGGCUGUGUUCACUGCUGUGGUGCUGCGGCAGGGUGAAAAAGUUGCAGAGCUGAUUUUGCAUCACGCCCGAGCAAAUGAAUGUCAAGAUGAGCCACAGUUCAAGAAGGAGAUGGCCCAGUUAGUGGACCACGCUGUCGGCAACACUCUAUCCUUGGAAAAGAUCCAAGUGGCUGACUUGCUCUCCCAGGUCUUUGGUCUGCUCAUGAAACACAAGGUGAAGCUGGAGAGUAAUUUUGCCUCAAUUGUAUUUGCCAUCAUGGUGCUGGAAGGUCUGGGCCGGUCCCUGGAUCCAAACCUGGACAUCCUGGAUUUGGCGAAGCCUCUGCUGCUGAAGAACUGUACCUCACUGCUCUGACACACAAACUCUGGUUGGUUCACUCACAGGCACCAACCUGCACAGUGUAAACUCAGAGGGCAGCUACUUAUAGAAUACAUUUGUCUUCCUGAUUAGUGUUUCUAAUGGGUACAAAUUACAGGCUACAUGUGAACAGUCUCUUUACGUAUACCUCAUUUAGUUUUGUACGGUUGACUCUUGUAUUUUAGGCAUGAGGCAAUGACAAGGAUCCUUAAGGUCCAAUCACAGGAGAUUUUUAUCAGGGUAAUUCAGAUGACUUAAAAGAACAGUUCCACUUUAAAUGCUUUAUGUCUGGAGCAUUUGCCUUUAUAGAAUCAGACAGAGCAGCAUGAACGUAUCAUCUCGGAGUUAAAAUCUGAAGCAGAAUAAAAUUCAAUUUUUAAUGCUUAAUUAUCUUUAUCUUAAUGUUUUUUAAUUAUAAUUUUGACUACAAUACAAAAGAAACAGUGAGAUGUUUUUAUGUUUUUGUACUGUAGUAAACCAAAAAUGUGCAAAACUUUACUUAUUAUCUUUUUUAUUUUCAUAGUAAUAGGUGACAGUUAUUGGAAAUGGAGUAUAGUAUAUUGAUGAAUUCAACAACAAAAACAACAAAGAAAGAAAAACAAAUAUACAACUACAGAUCCUACUGUGUGCAUUGUAUUUUAAGAGAUGAACAUCGCAACUUAUUCAAAAGGUGAUCACAAAUUUACUUUAGACCGUAUCCAUGAACACCUUAGAUUCUUACGUAUCUCCAAUUGCCCUGCUUCAAUGUAAGCCUGUCAAUCAAAGAGUGGGAACAGACGUGUGAACAUAGAGUUAAAUAUAAAGGGAAUGUGCAUCAAAUAAUUUAUCUUUUUUUUUUUUGUCUCUAGAUCUCUCACUCUAGAGUGUCUUUAGAUCACAGACGUUUUAUUCAGUAAUAUAUGAAGGAUGUGUACUGAUGAAACAGAAAAGUCACCACACCAAGGCCACGGGAUCCAAUAAAUUACAAUUUUAUUAAAUCUGUCAAUGAAAAACAAAGACAAGAGACUUGAAUCUGCCAGAACAGUCAGCAUGGCUGAAAUAGUGAGAUCAGGAGGUUUUGGUGGGGAAAAAUAAUUAAAAUCAAAUAAAACAUCCACUUGUUAUUGCAAAA